Molecule: messenger RNA, 1548 nt
Organism: Scomber japonicus (chub mackerel)
Lineage: Eukaryota; Metazoa; Chordata; Actinopteri; Scombriformes; Scombridae
Gene: tomm40l
Product: translocase of outer mitochondrial membrane 40 homolog, like
Exons: 10
Coding region: 34-1062 (342 amino acids)
Biological process (GO): protein import into mitochondrial matrix
Cellular component (GO): mitochondrial outer membrane; mitochondrial outer membrane translocase complex
Molecular function (GO): transmembrane protein transporter activity
Source: RefSeq, a predicted model, not a curated record
UUCCGGCUGCAUCGUCCUCUGGAAAUUACAACGAUGGGCAGUGUUUUGGCUGCCAGCUCCCCCAACCCACCACCACCAGCAGCCUCUGGUGGUGUGGCUGCCCCUGGGUUGACGGUGCCACCGGGUUUUGGGAUGCCUCCAGUGUCUUCGGUUAUACCCCCAACUGGGCUAACGACAGGGGAGCAGCCGGAGGCGGAAAACCCUUUGCCUAACCCCGGUGCAUUUGACGAGUGUCAUCGCAAGUGCAAAGAGGUUUUCCCUAUGCAGAUGGAAGGCGUCAGGCUAGUCGUCAAUAAGGGCCUUAGCAACCACUUCCAGGUGAACCACACUGUGCUGCUGAGCACCAUGUCAGACUCCACCUACAGGUUUGGUGCUACAUACGUUGGAUUAAAGCAGAUGGGUCCAGCAGAGUUUUUUCCAGUCAUGGUUGGAGACAUGGACAACAGUGGCAGCCUUAACGCCCAGAUCAUCCACCAGAUCUCCAGCAAAGUACGAUCCAAACUGGCCUUCCAGACACAACAACAGAAGUUUAUGAACUGGCAAGGCGAUGCUGAGUUCAGGGGAGAAGAUUUUACUGCAACGGUUACACUUGGGAACCCAGAUGUCCUUGUUGGCUCUGGUAUUGUUGUAACGCACUACCUCCAGUCCAUAACGCCGUCUCUGGCUCUGGGAGGGGAGAUGGUUUACCACCGCAGGCCGGGAGAGGAAGGCACAGUGAUGUCUUUAGUUGGCAGGUACACAGGUAAUAACUACAUUGCCACGUUGACGCUCGGCUCAGCAGGGGCUCAUGCCUCAUAUUACCAUAAAGCCAACGACCAGUUGCAGCUCGGCGUCGAGUUCGAGGGGAGCACUCGCAUGCAAGACACCAGCGUGUCAUUCGGCUACCAGCUAGAUCUACCUAAAGCCAAUUUACAGUUUAAAGGUUCACUAGACAGUAACUGGGUCGUGGGUGCUACGUUAGAAAAGAAGUUGCUCCCGCUGCCGCUCUCGCUGGUUCUCUGCUCCUUCCUCAACCAUCGCAAGAACAAGUUCCAGUGCGGUUUUGGCGUCACUAUCGGUUAGACUGACUGAGCGGCGGGUUCGCAGCCUGCGGACUGAGUUCACAGAAUGGACAAAACUCAUUAUGGACAAGAAGACUAUGCCAUGUACACUACUACUGUGUGUCUUAUCACCUCAGCCUGUCUCGUGUCUUUAGCAGAUUCAGCCAUUUUCAUACAGUCCCAGCUCAUUUUUCAUCAUGUGGUGAAUAGAAACUCCAGAAAAUAAAUUAUGUAAAUUUAAUGAAUUUAAUCCUAUAAAAUUAAUUGCCAUGAUGAUCAGAAAUGUACCAUAUUGUAAGAUGCUAUCGGUCAGGAAUUGGCUGUGACAUUUUUUUGACUCUCCACACGAACCAAUAGGCCGUAGAAAGACGUAAUACAUUUAGACACGUUACAGAAGUUAUUUUGUUUUUGUCACUGAGUUCAGUGCCUGUUGCGGUUUUGUUUUUGAGUUUUAUUCUUGUGUGUUUUUUUCUUGUUUGGUUUUUUUUUUACAGUAAAAGUCUCUUUU